AUGUCUGUAGAGCACCCUCACCAGGAUGUGACGGAAAUGGUGAGCAGAGCUUGUACCCUGUGCGUUUUACUGCUUACUGCAAGCAGUUGAACGAACCAGUUGUUAGCACUACGGGCCUCUACAACAAGUGCCCCCAACUCGGCAGUGUGCUAAACAAAAAUACCAGUCGGUAUUUGAAUUUAUCCACACUUUUUUAUGUGAUUCCUGUUAGAUUCUGACUCGUAAUUUGCCUGUUACCGGCCACAGAUUAUACUUUAUCAUCAGUUACAUUUUGGGCUUAUGCUAGCAUUCCACCUGUUAUGGAGAUGGCCUACUCAUCAAAUGAAAUGGAGUUCAAGGAACGUCUGAUCAGAACUGUAAAAAAAGAGGUUAAACAGAUCAUGGAAGAAGCAGUGACCCGCAAGUUUGUGCACCAAGACAGCAGCUCCGUGACAUCACUAUGCGCGGCCGUGGAGGGCUGUUUAAGUCAUGGACUGCGCAGAAGAGCACUGGGUUUAUUUCGUUCAUCAUCAACAACGGCUUUGAUGCAUAAAAUUGCCAAAGCAUACCCUCCAGCUGGGACUAUUUCCAAACUGAUUAUAGAAGCCGAAUCUGCUGACGGAGUGAAGAGAUCAUCUUCUAGUGGGGACAGCAUCACCAGGAUGCUUUCUUGUGGAGGAACAGGUGGAGGAGUCAUCAAGCCUGUGCUACAAAAAAGAAAUUCAGGGUCAUGGUUGGCCAAAGGGACUACUGCGCAAAAGUAUCUUUGGAUCCGAUUGGCUCUUUUCGAACGGAGUUUGGCAGGAAUCAUUGAGCACAUAGUUGAAAGUCAUUCCAAAUACUACGAGAAAGACGCUCUCGUGGCGGAUCCGGAAUACGGCUCUCUUUUGGGUCAUCUACUCGCUGGUCCCUGCGCUCUCGAAUUCACCAAAAUGAAAGUUAAGGAUCAUUAUUGGACGGACCCCCCGGCUGAUGAACUCGUCCAGAGACACCGCAUAUCUAGCUGCGUAUCAGCUGGUGCCACUUCGCCAGCGAACCGACGUCCAGGCCUGAACUACCGGAAGAUUUUACCAGGAGGAGGCAGUAGUGACGUUGAAUGCAUUGGUUCCGUGGGAAGCCGAAACUGUUCCGCUAAUUCGACGGCGAAGAAUUAUGUAGAAUCUCUUCACCAGAACAACAAAAUGAUUCUUCUUUACGGCAAGAACAAUGUCCUCGUCUUAGCGAGCGAAAUGGUGGAACCAAUUCCUGGCUACCUUUCCUUGCACCAUACCAUAGAAUCACUGACGCUAAAAUGGACGCCGAACCAGUUAAUGAAUUGUGGGACAACAGAUUCAGAUGGGAUCGACAAAAGCAUAUUUUGGAACUAUGCCCUACACAUCAACUUGUAUGACAUAGUCUACGUUCACUGUCACCAGAAAGUUUGCUCUUUAGGCAGUGGAUUAGGCGGAAGUAUGGUGCUUGUUGGACAGGAUGGAGUCCAGUAUCCAGCAAUUCAUUUUCCCGCCGGAGGUCACAUGUUGGCCUUUCUAACCUGCUUAGAAACUGGAUUGUAUCCACAAGGUCGACUUGAUCCACCACUCUGGACUCAAACGGAUAAAGGAAAGGUUUUUCCAAGAAUAAAAAGGAGAGGACAUUUGAAUGGGGACGAGUUCCUUGCAACAACGACUUACAGUCCGACUGAAAACAAUGGCAACGAGGAAGAAAAUUUGGAUGACGCAACAGUUUCAUCGGACUACGUUUUUCGGAUCGUCACGGCUGUGAGCGACGAUUUUGAUUUCGACCAUAAUGCAGAGUUAUUCCGAGAGACACUUGAUGACAACGCUUCGGUAUCCCAAGAAGCAUCCGGCAACCUCUGUCGAGGUGGACCACGUCCGCCCCGGUGGUGGCCAGCUAACCAAAUCCAACCAUUCAACUCAACAGAUUCAAGUGGUAGCUCGUCUUCUUCUAAAAGUUUCAUCUCAAGUAUAAGUGUUGCGGAGCAAACAAGUCCUAGUACAGUCAACUCUGUAUUUUUGGAGACGACUGCGGGUUCCACUCCCAUGGAAUCGUCACCUAUAGUUAUAUUCCAAAAUUUUCGGAAACGUGGAAAGUCUUUGCAACUGCUUUGCGAAACCAUGAAGCGACAAAUCAUUUCGAGAGCCUUCUACGGCUGGCUCGGGCACUGCAGGCAUCUGCGCAUCGUGAGGACCCAUCUUUCUGGAUUAGUAAAUCAUAAAAUUAUUCCACAUGUAUGUAAUGGAAUCAACGAAGAAAACUGGAAAUGUUUGUUUGUCGAUGGUGUUGUACGUGAUUCAUAUGAAUUAUUUCGCCUGACGUACUACGGAGGAAUAUCACAUCAUCUACGCAAACAGGUUUGGCCGUACUUACUUGGUCACUACCCAUUUGGAAGCACGCCAGAUGAGCGGCUCAUGCAGAACAGAGCAAUGCAAACAACUUAUGAAACAACAAUGUCCGAAUGGCUUGCCGUGGAAGCUAUUAUACGUCAGCGGGAUAAAGAAAACAUAGCUGCUAGUCUUGCAAAACUUUCUUUUGGCUCCCAGGGUGGGGACCCCCCUUUUGACGGCCAUUUGGAAGGCCAUUUGGAAGGCCAUUUGGAAGGCCAUUGCAGAAGGUUGAGCAAUGAGGUUUUCGACUGUGAAGAAACAGAAACUGAUACAUCCGAAAUCGACAAAAGUGAGUUGAAAACUACAUCAACGGACAUCACUAUCGAAAACUUAGGUUCAGAGGAAAAGAAUGAAAGCAAAGACGUGUGCUCGACAGGCGUUGCUCUGGUCAAAGUAAUAACAACCCAUCCCUCUUCAGGCAAUGAAACAGCUUUAGUGAGCACACAACUACAUCAACCUUCGACGGUAGAGCAUCAGUGUGCGGCAAACCAUCAAAAUGGUUUAACCAUGGUCGAAAUUAAUUCAGCAAAAGAGACAAGCCUCAAUCUGCCUAAUCUGUCUACUGAUGACGGCCUAGAUCGCUGCAGUAUAGGAUCACGUUCGUCUUGCGUUUCGCCUGUAAGCUCGCAGGGUGGAAUUUACACGGCGGAACUGUUGGAAAAGUAUGGUCUUAAUCUACACAGAAUUGAAAAGGACGUUCAGCGAUGUGACAGGAAUUACUAUUACUUCACACCUGCUAAUCUUGAAAAACUCCGGAAUAUUAUGUGCACAUAUGUUUGGUGCCACCUUGAUAUGGGUUACAUGCAAGGCAUGUGUGAUCUGGUUGCUCCAUUACUUGUCAUUUUUGAUGACGAGGCUUUAACAUAUUCAUGUUUUUGUGAGCUAAUGAAACGAAUGUCUGAAAAUUUUCCACAAGGCGGCGCUAUGGACAGUCAUUUUUCUAAUAUGAGAUUACUCAUUCAGAUCCUUGAUACCGAAAUUUAUGACCUGAUGCAUCAAAAUGGGGACUACACCCAUUUCUAUUUCUGUUAUCGCUGGUUUCUCUUGGACUUUAAAAGAGAGCUUGCGUACGAAGAUGUCUUUCUGGUAUGGGAAACCAUAUGGGCGGCGCGUUCAAUUUCUUCUCCACAUUUCGUUCUCUUCGUUGCAUUAGCAUUAGUUCAGCACUACCGUGAAAUCAUUCUAGCCAAUGCCAUGGAUUUCACUGAUAUAAUCAAAUUUUUUAAUGAAAUGGCUGAACGGCAUGACACCAAAAUCAUUCUGCAAAUGGCACGGGAUUUAGUACUUCAGCUUCAAAUGCUAAUCGACGAUAAAUAGCCAACCUGCCAUAUGGAUCUGAAGAAAAAAAUUGUCGUGGUUGUAAAAUUUUAUAGUUUCAUAUCUGUUCUUGUUGUUCUCGAAUUUACGUCAAACUGAGACAAAAAUGCAGACAUUUUCGUGAAACACAUCUAGUUUUACUGAGCGAUAUUUAAUUUAAUACAUGAUUUUAUUC
Daphnia carinata is the source of this 3855-nucleotide messenger RNA. RefSeq names its product small G protein signaling modulator 1-like. The transcript is spliced from 25 exons. Lineage: Eukaryota; Metazoa; Arthropoda; Branchiopoda; Diplostraca; Daphniidae. Gene Ontology annotation, molecular function: GTPase activator activity. Bases 300 to 3680 code for a protein of 1126 amino acids. Gene Ontology annotation, biological process: activation of GTPase activity. The record is from RefSeq and is a predicted model, not a curated record.